Molecule: messenger RNA, 2535 nt
Organism: Molossus molossus (Pallas's mastiff bat)
Lineage: Eukaryota; Metazoa; Chordata; Mammalia; Chiroptera; Molossidae
Gene: CAGE1
Product: cancer antigen 1
Exons: 11
Coding region: 16-2526 (836 amino acids)
Source: RefSeq, a predicted model, not a curated record
AUUGAAAAACCAUAAAUGGACUCCUCUGGAAGUAGGAACAAGAACAAUCAAGAAGUUUGGUCAUCACCUUCAGAUCCUAUAUAUUUUGAAGUAGAUGCUUCUCAAGAAAAAUUAGAAACCAUGUCAAAAGCGAAUGCCAUGAAUUUCAGCAGGCUUUCUCAAAACUUAACUCACUCAGAUUCUCCCUACUCUAUGGAAACCAUCAGUACUACUUCAAACUUUCCUCAGAAUGAAAUAAAGAAUGUAAAAAAGGAAAAUGAGUCUAAACUCAUACUUUCUGAAGAAAUUUAUAGCACACUAGAUGAUUUGUUAGGUGAUGUCAACAAUGGAAAUUACUCACAGGAUGUACUAACUCAGCCAACUGACACCAGAAUUUCUUCCUUCAGACAAUGUGAACCCAUUUCCAAAUACCACCAGACAAAAGCAUUUAAUGAUGAAAUGAUAACAUUUCAAAAUCUGACAGGUGGCUUACCUUACACAGAGAAGCCAGAAUUGCAAAAUCAUGUAUAUAAUUAUGCAAAAGACAACAAUAUAAAGGAAGAUUCAUUGAGGGAAGAAAAUUCAGUGGGAACUAACACUUCCACAAAUGAAGACCAACUUGCUCAUGAAUGUGUCAGGCGACCUAGAAGCCCGCCUGUAAUCCACUGCAAUAUAGAGACACUGAAAUUCACGGAAAUGUCCCCGCCUAAAGAUACUGCCGAGGAAUCUACCCUCAACUCUAGUCAACCUGAAAACUUUUUGUGUAAUGAAUAUGUACACAGCAAUAUUGAAAACCCAUUUUAUAAAGAGAAUAGCUUUAACCUGUAUGAUCUGAGAGCUGAUUAUAAAACAAAAGAGGUUUCAGUUUCUUCAAAAGCGACACAGAAUUCUGGGGAGAUUCCUGAGAUGUCAGUCAAUCACCAAGAGGAAGUCGCAGUGGAGGACAUGGAGAGUCCAGAUAUUGUGUCAACUCAUUCUCCUGCAGGCAUUUCUUGGAGUGGUGCAACAUCUUGGGAGGACUGCAAGGCACCUGACAUAGAGCAAAACUUGGGAAACUUACAACCUCUGGAAGAGGAUAUGGCUUUAAAUGAAAUCUUACAGAAAUUAAAACAUACUAACAAAAAGCAGCAAAUUCUGAUCCAAAAUCUGCAGUGUACUAACAUGUAUUUAAAGAAGAAGGUUGAAGAACUACAGGUGAAGACUAACAAGCAGCAAGUGUUUGUUGAUAUCAUAGAUAAGCUAAAGGGAAAUAUCGAAGCAUUAAUUGAAGACAAAUACAGAGUAAUGCUAGAGAAGAAUGAAACCGACAAGACAUUGCAGAAUUUGCAUGACAUUUUAACUAACACCCAAAAACAUCUUCAGGAAUCUAGGAACGAAAAGGAAACCUUACAGGUAGAGCUGAAGAGGAUCAAGGGAAAUUAUGUUUGUCUACAGGAAAGGUACAUGACUGAAAUGCAAGAAAAAAACAAAACUGUUUGUCAGAACAUAGAGAUGGGCAAAGCCUUAAGCAAGAAAGAAGAAGAGGUAGAGAGGCUGCAGCAACUCAAAGGAGACUUGGAAAACACCACCACUUCUGCUUUGGACUUACUGAAAAGGGAAAAAGAGACCCGAGAACAAGAGUUUCUGUCUUUACAGGAAGAAUUUCAGAAACGUGAAAAGGAAAACCUGGAAGAAAGACAGAAACUGAAAUGUAGACUUGAGAAAUUGGUAGCUCAAUUUAAAAAUGUGCAGUUUGUAUCUGAAAGUGAAAGGGCUAAGAAUACAAAACUUCAGCAGCAGAUCAACGAAGUAAAAAACAAAAAUACGAAACGUCAGCAGCAGGUUGCAAGGAGUGAGGAGCAAAAUUAUGUCCCUAAAUUUGAGCUAGCUCAGUUAAAGGAGCACUUAGAGGAAGUAAUGAAGUCAGAUGUCACAAAGGAUGCAAAGAUGAUACAUUCUGAUUUGUUCCUGAAUUGCUCACCUUGUGAAGAAGAAAGCCUGAAUCCCCUAGAUGUGAAAAGGACUUCUCAGCAGGCCUUCAAAAUUCACUAUCUUCUGGCUCAGUUGGCAAGACUUCUCACAUGCCAGGACAUCAGCAAUCCCGAUGCUGAACAUGUCAAAGAGAGUGAGAAAGUUAGCGAUACAAUGCUACAAAAAUUGAAGAGCUUUCAUCUUAAAAAGAAAAAUUUAGAUGAAGAGCUACAGAAACAUAAAGACAGAAUCGCAACUUUUAGAGAGUUAAUUGCUAAUGAAAAAGCAUUUCAAGAUCAGGUUAUUAACGUUACCGACUUUGAUUCAAAUGAAGCCAAGAAUGUCAAAGAUGCACCUACCCUGUUGGGAGUCAAACUGGAUAGGUACCACAGUCUAAAUGAAGAGCUUACUAUCUUGAUUGAAAAAUUGGGAAAACUUCUAGAGUCAAAAGAAGACCACUGUUCCAGACUCACUGAAGAAAAUGACAAGUAUCAAAGACAUUUAGGAAACUUAACAAAUAAGGUUACAUCCUAUGAAGAAAUCAUUGAAUGUGCUGACCAACGGCUCAAGAUAUCUCACUCCCAGAUUGCACAGUAAGUUGAAAAA